AUGAGGCGUGACGUCACCACCCUGGCAUUUGGUUUGAAUGCGCGUUGACAGGCAUUUCUGCAGGAAACGCGCGCGCGCACACCGCGUCUCCCUCCUCUUUUCUCUCCUCCCUCCCUCACUCAUUAGGCGUCACACCGGCAGAAACAUCGACACACUCCCUCACCCCUCAAACCGGGAAUAAACACGGCUGAGGACGGAUCCACCUCCCGCGCGGCGCGCAACAUCCAUGCUCCCCACCACCUCCACUACCACCCCUCUUGGAUGGAUGUCCGUCUGACUGGAGGGUUGCUGGAUCGUUUUUCUGGACGUACAGAAAAGAGUGAGAACUUGGAGGCGAAUAGGAAGAUUUAGGAGUCCUCCCUGACAGAAGGGGGCGCCAGCAGGCAUGCAGGACUCAGCCUCUGACAACAAAAUGGCAAAACAGGAGCAGAACUCCAAGUAUCUGGACGAGCACAAAGACACCGACGACAUGUCUGAGAAGACUUCCCCGAACAAGAACCUCAAAUCCCCACAGAAAGGAUCCAAACGGCUGAAAACUUUUCCUUUCAAAGUGACUCUGCUGGAUUCCUCUGACUUCGAGAGUGAAAUUGAGAAACACUCCAAGGGACAGACGCUGAUGCACAUGGUCUGUGAGCACCUCAACUUGCUAGAGAAGGACUACUUCGGCUUGACCUUUGCUGACUCAGACACCCAGAAGAACUGGCUGGACCCCUCCAAAGAGAUCAAGAAGCAGAUGCGCCACUCGCCGUGGCACUUCGCUUUUGCUGUCAAGUUCUACCCCCCAGACCCGUCCCAGCUCACAGAGGACAUCACCAGAUACUACCUGUGUCUGCAGCUGAGAGAUGACAUCCUGUCAGGCCGGCUGCCGUGCUCAUUCGUCACUCACGCCCUCCUGGGCUCGUACACCGUCCAGGCCGAGCUGGGAGACUACGAGCAGGAGGAUCACGGCUCCGACUACGUCAGCGAUUUCCGGCUGGCUCCUAAUCAGACCCGGGAGCUGGAGGAGAGGGUGAUGGAGCUCCACCGCAACUACAAGGGGAUGACUCCCGCUGAGGCAGAGCUCAACUUUCUGGAGAACGCAAAGAAACUGUCCAUGUAUGGAGUGGACCUCCAUCACGCUAAGGACUCUGAGGGGAUCGAAAUCAUGCUGGGCGUCUGCGCAAACGGCCUGCUGAUUUACCGCGACAGGCUGAGGAUCAACCGCUUCGCCUGGCCGAAGAUCCUGAAGAUUUCAUACAAGAGGAGCAACUUCUACAUCAAGAUAAGACCCGGAGAGUACGAACAAUUUGAAAGCACCAUCGGUUUCAAGCUUCCAAACCACAGAGCUGCAAAGAGGCUGUGGAAGGUCUGCAUCGAACACCACACCUUCUUCAGGCUGGUGUCUCCAGAACCUCCUCCCAAAGGUUUCCUGGUGAUGGGUUCAAAGUUCCGGUACAGUGGAAGGACGCAGGCUCAAACCCGGCAGGCCAGCGCCCUCAUCGACCGUCCCGCUCCCCACUUUGAGCGUUCUACCAGCAAGCGGUACCUGCUGUCCCGGAGCUUGGAUGGAGAGUUCACAUCCCGGCCGGUGUCAUCCAUGUGCGAGAACCACGACAGCCUGUCCCACCGCAGCAUCAGCGACCAGCGGCGUCUGCACAGCCCCUCUGGGGACGAGCAGGAGACCGAGCUGGAGCCUAGUUUGGAGCAGGACGAAGACGACAAGGACCAAGAUCAGAGCCAGGAGGAGUUAGAGAAGGACUUUGACGGCAACGUUUCUCCUAGCAGAAAGAAAGAGAUCAAGGAGGAGGCCGUCUCACCGGCUGACAGUAAACCAGAGCUGUCUCAGUUGGACCAGGAGACCACUCCUCGGCACAAGCAGGAGUUUUUGGAUAAGUCACAGGAUGUCCUGCUGAAGCACCAGGCCAGCAUCAAUGAGCUAAAGCGAGCCCUGAGGGAGCCCAACAGCAAACUGAUAAACCGUGAGAAGCGACUGUCUGCAACCACACCGACUGGAACGCCAGAGAAGAAGGCUCUGGGGGGCCGAGUCAUUGGGAAGGACCCUGUAAACAGCUUGUCUGUUGAGGGUUUCAUCCAGAAGACUUACGUGACUUCACCUGAGGGUUCCGAGGAGUGGGUAUUGAUUGAAAAACAACAUCCAUAUCAUCAAGAGCACGACUGGAAGGCAGAGGAGGAGAACAAACUUUGCACUUCUGAGAAAAAGGAGCUGAGGAAAGAGAUCGACAUCACGAAAAUGAUGCAUGCUGAAGUAACAGGGUACCAUAAGGAGGAGACGAAAAGCCAUACCGAUGAAUUUCCUUUAACUCCUGAGGCAGGCUCUGAGAUUUUGCCUCCUGGGUCUCUGUUUUCCGAGAACGCAGACGUUUCAAAAGAUAGGCCUGCAAGUAAACUUUCUCACGCCUCAGACCCGGAGGCGAGCAGUGAUGUGGCCCCAGGCUCCCAGCAGAUGAAGGAGCGGACUGCCUCUAAAACAAGGAAAAAGAGGAGACCCCAGAGCUUAAACCUGGCAAUGCCCACAGAAUCUGCCUACAGAAAAGCAGGGAGUGAUUCCUCUGUAGAGGAGAACGAAGGCUCGGACUCGGACAACAGCUCAGAAAGAACGUCUAAACGAGGAACUCGUUCAGAGACGAUUGAUGAUCAGGGAUCAGGACAGGAUCCGUCUGCCAGGGUCUGUAAAGACAACAAGCCAGAGGAUUUACCCGCAGGGGACAGGAAGGUGUCUAAUCAAGCUCCGGAGCAAGUGAAGAGAAAUUUACAUCAUGCAGGGACGAUAGACUUGGGUUCCUUAAACGGACCUGUGAAGAUGGAACACGACAGUUCUCUGUCGGCCGUUAAAGGAGAGAGUGCUGUGAAGGCACGAGGGAAGGGGCUCAUCGACAACAAGGAAUUGGCAGAGGUCAAACUUCGACAAGUCAGGACUCACGAGAGAAAGAUCAGUAGUUCCUGUGGUGAAGACGUGGAGGGUGUGAUGGGGGAGAGAAGCCAAAGGUCAUCUCUGCACCGGCUGUCGGGAAGUAGCUACCAGUCAGAAAUCACCAGGAUUGUUCCUCUCAAACCAGAGAGGUCAAAGAGCCUCGCCUGCAAGGAUGAGAGAGCGGAUCAGACGGCGAAGGAGGAGCCCACUCCACCUAACAGAAGAGAAUACCGCUGGUCCGUCGGGUCCCCAGAGGCGUCCUCAGACCUCAACUGGACUGACGUUCCUACAUUCCCCCCGGGAGAUCCCGAGGGCCUUCCAAAAGCAGAUCAGCCCUGCGACAGCUUUCAGUCCACACGAGGGUCGAAUCCAAAAAUGGCUCCCCCUGCUCCGCCAGUCAAAACAAAGAAGGCCAGGGAAUCUGGAUUGAUACUGCGGAACAGCCGAAACGCCGGCAGGGAGCCGAGCCUGGAAUCAGCCAAGAAGAGACUCUCGGAGCCUGUCUCCACUCACGCAAUAUACGAAGAACCGCUUGCUGACUUCAAGAAAGAGCCCGGCGAGAGGAGGCCCCACACCAUCGCAGCCUCAGAGGAGGAGCAGGAGCGCGACACCGUGGCCUCCAUGCGAGAAAGCCAGCUGGGCAUCGAGCGCAAGUGCUCCAGCAUGACGGUCAGCUCCACGUCCAGCCUGGAGGCCGAGGUGGACUUCACCGUCAUCACUGACCUCCACAUUGGGGCGGACUCCAUGGCGGAGCUGGGGGAGAGGGAGCGGCAGCCGGAAGUAGGGAGGGAGGACUUCGAGGAGACCUCCAGGUUCUACUCGGCCCGCUUGAUGGGCUUCAGAGACAAGUCUCCCAUGGAGGAGAAGCUUCCCGAGGAGGGAACGCUCCAGGAGCCUCCUGUGGCAAAGAAGGACCCCAACACCGUGAGCGUCGCCCACAAGAUCCGGAGAUCCGAUUCCAGAACGGAGACGCACACGAAUGGAUCCGAAGUUCAUUCCAACGUCAUCAAUGUUUCCCCACAGAACUGUGGAGUGGUCAGCCCACAGGAGACUCCAGCUGCCCUUAAGGAAAAUGGCUCCCCUGUAAAAGCCGGCACACAGGGGAGAGAGUCUGUCGUGUCCCCGCUGACCAUCACAGCAGAGGCCGUCACUUCAGCAACCACAACACAAGUCACCAAGACGGUGAAAGGAGGCUAUUCAGAGACCAGAAUCGAAAAAAGGAUCAUAAUCACGGGGGACGACGACGUGGACCAGCAUCAGGCGCUCGCCAUGGCGAUCCAGGAGGCCAAGCAGCAGCAUCCGGACAUGCUGGUGACAAAAGCCGUGGUCAUCAGGGAAACGGAGUCUCCCACCGAGGACUUCCAGCAGAAAGCAGAGUCCUGAUGGGACGCGGCGUCCUCUGGAAGUGGGGAGGAUCCUCCAGCUGCGCGUCUCCUUUAAGAGGACUUCGUCCCGCCACCGUGUUCACGCCGACACCAGAACAGACUGCUCUCUGAGAAGCAGAAGAAAAAAAAGAUAAAAUUGCCUCCUCCCCUUUAGAACCCACUCAGAGGGUUCCCGCCCCCCCCCCCCCCCCCCCAAUGGAAGCAGGAGGGCGCCCUCUGCUGGAUGACCCGGGAUUCAAAGGCCCCAAACAUCUCCGCUCAUCACUUUAAUCAACUGCUGUCUUCUUAGCUUUUUACCUUUUUAUCAAUAGAAAAUCUAAUUUA
Oryzias melastigma (Indian medaka) is the source of this 4620-nucleotide messenger RNA. Its product is annotated as protein 4.1. Gene Ontology annotation, molecular function: structural molecule activity; actin binding. Gene Ontology annotation, cellular component: cytoskeleton; plasma membrane. Bases 386 to 4294 code for a protein of 1302 amino acids. Gene Ontology annotation, biological process: cortical actin cytoskeleton organization. NCBI's taxonomy places the organism in Eukaryota, Metazoa, Chordata, Actinopteri, Beloniformes, Adrianichthyidae. The transcript is spliced from 25 exons. The record is from RefSeq and is a predicted model, not a curated record.